Molecule: messenger RNA, 2274 nt
Organism: Trichosporon asahii var. asahii CBS 2479
Lineage: Eukaryota; Fungi; Basidiomycota; Tremellomycetes; Trichosporonales; Trichosporonaceae
Exons: 4
Coding region: 1-2274 (757 amino acids)
Molecular function (GO): protein binding
Source: RefSeq, a predicted model, not a curated record
AUGGGGGAGCUUCCGGCGGAACUGAUUCAGAAGAUCCUCGCUGAAGCCGACCUGGCGACGGUCGUCGCCGCCGGCGGGGUGAACUCGGCCUGGCGCGCGGUCGUGAAGGACGACCAGUCGACAUGGCGCCGGCUCCUCGAGACCGAGUACGACCCUGCGCUUUCGGUGAGCGGGUGCCGAGCGCGUGUGCUCGACCGCGCGUGGCUUGUGCGCUUCCUCAACGAUGAGCGGACGCGGUACCAGCGCUGGCGGCGCGCUCAGGAUGCGCGAGAAGAAGCUUGUAAGCAAGACAGCGUCCUGGCCUGCUUUCAGGCGCAGUUCCACUACUCCUGGGUCCCCGGCCGGCGGCGGCUGUACCACCACAAGACGGGGAUGGUGUACGUCUCGGACCGUGAGCGGCGAGAAUACUAUGAGCGCGGACAGAGAGAGUUCGAGCACCAGACCGAGGACAUUCUGGGCGUCCCCGACGUGAUUCGGUGGGAGGAGGAGCGGAUCGCGCCGCACUCUAGACGAUUCGCGCAUACCUUGUUGUCGCUGUUUGACGAUUUGCCACACAACGCGCCUGAGAGUCGGAACUGGGCGCUUCUCGCGGAGAUUGUGAAUGACCCCUUCACGGCGCUGGUGCUCCAGAGCGACCCUGGGCCGCUGCCGCAUGCCACAUCGAGGGCAUUGUUCUUGUGCGCAUUGACGACGGCUCCAGAGGUUGAAGAAAAGGCCGGUACGCUCACUCGACGGCCGUCGCUGGAUUCGCUCGAGUCCAUCGAGUCUGACCAGGAGGUCGAAAAGUCCGACUCCGGUCACGAGAGUGAGGACGACUUUGACGAGCUUAGCAAGAUCAGUGAAGUCGAUGAGGAGGCUGAGGAGGAUAACGAGGGCGAGGACCUUGAGCCACUACCCGUCUCCGUGGCCACGCCCGUGGCCGUGGACCUCGACGCGGGGUCAGACUCCGACUCCUCGGGGUCCGAAUACGACAGCGAUGACGACGCAGACCCGCUAGUCCAGCACGCGGUAUGGCCCUCCACUCCUUCGCUCACUCUUUCCGUGUCGCCCUCGUCGCCGACAUUAGGCCCGACCAGCCCAGUAAGCCCAACGACGCCGGCGCUCUGUCUCUCCCCACCCAUGACGAACAGCACGCUCCUGUCGACCCUGACUUCGCCAUCAACCGCCACUCUGACACUGUACACGAGCGACAGCUUGACACCUUCGCUCUCCCCACUGUCCGCCAGCUUCAGAAACCUUUCCACUGUCUCCCUAGCCGACACGCUGAGCUCGUCGACGAACGAGUCCUUUCCCAAGGUCCCUGAGCCUGAGGAACCACCCACGAAGGCGAAGGGCAAGCGGCACUCUGCCGCUUCGGGCACCUCGCGAACUUCCGGGACAUCCAAAGCGUCGCGCGCAUCGCGGACGUCGGCCAAGUCCGGCAUCUCCGCGAAGUCGGGCUAUUCUGCCAAGUCGGGGUACUCGGCCGCCUCGGGUUUGUCGUCCUUCGGCAGCGUGAAGCGCGACAGCUGGGCGUCGUGGGGCAGCAGCGGCUCCAGUGCCGACAGUGGUCUCGGGUGCGUGAAAGACCUGGCCGUCACCGAGUUCCGGUACUCUGUCUCGUCUGUGCCGGACUAUGGGCUGCUCCUCGCCGCCCUGACGAGGGUCAUCACGCUGGCUCCAACGCCUUGUCUGCCGACGCUGUGUCCCGGCCCUCAUCUCCUGAGCUCCAGUGUCAGUAUGCCUGAGCUCUUGGCUGAGAAUCGGUCACGGCCGAGAGCAGACUGGCCCCAGCUCGAGGGCAUAUGGUGCGGUCUUGUGCCUAAUGCCAACACGCGCAUGCCUGUCGAGAAGGAUCUGCCGGGAUACUUCCGCCUCGAGCCUUGCUCUGAGUCCACAGCCAGAGAGUGUCUGGAUCUGAGCAGGUUGCCCAUUCCAGAUCCUGGAGCAUUGCCGAACAUGUUCUUCACAGGUCAGGUGCUGGAUCAGAAGCUCAUGCCGAGGCAAGGAGCUAGGCUGGCUGGCGUAGCGUCCAUGUGUCCUGAUGGAGCGGUUAGCAUCACCUUCCGCUUCAUGCGGGUUAGUGAGGGCGAUGUGGUGCGGUUCCCGGACAACGGACUAAUCGUUCGCGCUACGAGGGUCGGACUUGAGAGCCCACUUGGCUUCCUUGGAACGUCCAAUGUUCGUAGACAGGGCAACGCGUGGCGCUUCAAGCACGAGGACUUUGCCUGGGUGUUCCCCUUCCAAGGCGAGAACACGGACAGCAAACCGUGUCCCGUUCGUAUGAUGCCGUAG